This is a messenger RNA of Solanum dulcamara, 1124 nucleotides long. RefSeq lists its product as uncharacterized. Lineage: Eukaryota; Viridiplantae; Streptophyta; Magnoliopsida; Solanales; Solanaceae. The coding region runs from base 344 to 898 and encodes 184 amino acids. The record is from RefSeq and is a predicted model, not a curated record. The transcript is spliced from 2 exons.
ACCAUCCUUCGAAGAAAUUGCACUUAUUUGGCUUCUUUCUCCCGUGUCAUCACAAAAGUCCAAACCAAACUCAUCUCCUAUUGUACCUUCUCAUAUUGCUUCUCCCUCCAAAUUAAUGUAUACCUCUUUAAGAAUAAAGUACAACCAUCUAAAGCACACCUACCCGUUCCAAAGCUCAAUUUCUUCAACAAAACCAUGGGUUUCAAUUCAAGAUUUCUUCUGUAUCUUCUUCUUAAGUCUUAUACCAAUAAAGCUGUACGCCCACCUCCCCAAGUAAAGGUACAUCUCUUUAAGCAGAAGGUACAACCAUCUAAAGCACACCUUCCUUGUUCAACAACUAUCCAUGGCUUUCAAUUCAAGAUUCCACUUGGGUAUUUUUCUUUUCUUCAUAUUAACCCCUUUUACUAUCUCUUUCAUCCUAAGCCCAUCACCAAAACCAAAACACAAACCCAGAGUGUAUGAUAUCCUCCAAGAAUAUGGGCUGCCACAUGGCAUCUUUCCAGACACUGUGAAAUCCUAUAAUCUUGAUAAAGAUGGAAACUUUGAAGUAUUUCUGAAAGCCCCUUGUUAUGUAGAGUUUGAAUAUUUGGUUUAUUAUGCUGAAAAGAUUAGUGGGAAGCUAGGUUAUGGGUCAAUUACUGAGUUAAAAGGCAUUAAAGUGAAAAGAUUCUUGUUUUGGUUCAAUGUUAAAGAAAUCAGAGUUGAUUUGCCAGUUUCUGAUAGUGUUUACUUUCAGAUUGGUCUUGUUAACAAGAAGCUUGAUAUUAAACAGUUUGAGACUAUUCAUUCUUGUAAGAAGAAUGGAUUUUUGUUGAUGAGCUCUUGUGGAGGAUCUUUGAGACAAGCUCUACAGCUUCCAGCUCCUGUCAAUGAUAUGCAAAUGAUUAUUACUGAAUAAAUGGGAACAAAUAUGCAACUCAAGGUGAAAGUAGUAAUUGAAAGAUGUACUAUUAGUUUACUUCAUUUGUUUUGAAUUGAAGGAAAAUCAAGACUGGUUUUAUGUACUGGACAUGUAUAUGAUCAAAGAUUAAAGAUUCUACAUGUGUAUCGUUUAUAACACAAUCUUUGUAGGAUCGUUUUCUUCUAUUCAAAUCAUGAAGGACUAUACUAAAUCAUUUCCUAGA